Messenger RNA from Eurytemora carolleeae, 1195 nucleotides. RefSeq lists its product as uncharacterized. Bases 177 to 1031 code for a protein of 284 amino acids. The record is from RefSeq and is a predicted model, not a curated record. The transcript has 8 exons. NCBI's taxonomy places the organism in Eukaryota, Metazoa, Arthropoda, Copepoda, Calanoida, Temoridae.
UAAAUUAGAAAGUAACGAGUACAGUGUUAGUAAGUAUGUGAUGUAUCAUACAUGUAAACAUUAUUAAUUCCUAAACGUGCAAUUUCAGUUUUCACAAAAAUAAGAAAUCCGUGAAAACUUUAAAGAAAACUUCGCAAUUUACGAAAUCAUCCGUCAGCUGCUUAUGUCUAAAUAAAAUGGAAGCAAAUACAGGACAAGUGAUAAAAACUGCGCUAAAGAAGGGAUUUGAUGGCGGGACUUCAGGGGCUGCUGCAAUGGCAAUACAGGUUUCAAGUUUGAUGUGGAUCCGAACAACAAUGAACUACCAGUACAGAUACGGGACAUCUACCACUCAGGCAUUCAAAAAGCUUUGGACAGAGGGAGGACUAAGGAGGCUAUACAGAGGAGUUGGACCAGCCCUCUUACAGGGUCCACUUUCCAGGUUCGGAGAUACAGCUGCCAAUGUAGCCAUCUUAUCCUUAUUAGAGAAAAGUGAUUUACCAGUCAUUGUUAAGUCGGGAACAGCAUCUCUAGCCGCAGCGUCCUGGAGAAUAGUAAUUAUGCCAGUAGAUACUCUUAAAACUACUCUUCAGGUUGAAGGGAAGGAUGGAUUGAGACUACUAGGGAAUAAGAUGAGACUACAGGGUCCUGCUGUAUUCUGGUAUGGUAGUUUAGCCGCAGCUUCAGCUACUGCUGUAGGUCACUUUCCUUGGUUUUAUACCUUCAACCAACUACAGGCUGUUAUACCUCAGUAUUCAGAAACAUACAAGAAGCUGGCUCGUAAUGCAUUGAUUGGUUUCUGCUCCAGUGUAGUAUCUGAUACUGUAUCCAACUCUCUCAGGGUUAUUAAAACAACACGGCAAACCUACACUACACCCAUUAGUUAUAUUGGAGUAGUAAGGGAGGUAGUAACUAAAGAUGGUUGGAUUGGAUUGUUUGGACGAGGAUUAAAAACAAGAUUAAUUGCUAACGGAAUCCAGGGUUUGAUGUUUUCUGUUCUUUGGAAAUAUUUUAUGGACCUUCAAGAACAAAAUAGAAAGAAAACAGCAUAGAAGAGCCAUUUUUUAUUUGUCAUAAGUAUUAAGAUGAAAAUAUCUUAGUUCAAUCGUAACUAUUUAUAACAAGAUACAGUUUUAGAACAUAAAUUCAAGCUGUAAACCAGUUUUAAAGCUUAUGUACUGCAAUAUGAUAACAAAUAAAGUGGAUGCUUACAUAA